CAUGGCGUUCCUCUUCUUCCUCUUCUCUCCUUCGCCCAUCGGUACCCUCCGUCGAAUCCUCGGCUGGAGAAGGCCUACGUGGCACUCCAGGCCUGGAAGCACGCCAUCACCGCCGACCCAAAGAAUAUCACCGGCGACUGGUCCGGCCCCCUCGUCUGCAACUACACCGGCGUUUACUGCACGGCGGCGCUCGACAACCCCAGCCAGAUGACAGUCGCCGGCAUCGACCUCAAUCACGGCGCCCUCCAUGGCUCCCUCCCCGUAGAGCUCGGCCUCCUCUCCGACCUCUCCCUCCUCCACCUUAACUCCAACGCCUUCCGUGGCACUCUCCCGGGGUCGCUUAAGAAUCUGAGGCUCUUGCACGAGCUUGACGUCAGCAACAACCAGCUCGGCGGCGGCUUCCCCUCCGUCGUCCUCGAGCUACCCUCUCUCAGGUUCCUCGAUAUCCGCUUCAACAGCUUCUGCGGCGACGUGCCUUCCUGCCUCUUCGAUCUCCCCCUCGAUGCUCUGUUCCUCAACGACAACCAUUUCACCUUCUCCAUCCCGGAGAAUAUCGGGAACUCGCCGGUGUCGGUGCUGGUCUUCGCCAGCAACCAGAUCACAGGGACUUGCUUCCCCAAGACGAUUGCGAACAUGCGCAACACUCUGCACGAGCUCAUCAUCAUGAGCGCCGGCCUCCGGGCUUGCAUCCCGCCGGAGAUCGGGCAGCUCACCAAGCUCCGCGUUCUCGACCUCAGUCACAACGGUCUCGUCGGGAACCUGCAGGGGACCAUCGGCGGCAUGACGAGUCUGGAGCAGCUGGACGUGGCCCACAACAAGCUCUCCGGCGAGAUUCCCGGCAGCAUAUGCGACCUGCCGCACCUCAAGAACUUCACCUACUCAUACAACUACUUCUCCAAGGAACUGGCCCGGUGCCUCAGUAUCCGCAGCCACGACGACCGCGAAAACUGCUUCCCGCUCCGGCCGCUGCAGCGUCCGCCCGUGCAGUGCGCCGCCUUCCUCUCCAAACCCAACUCCUGCGACUCCAACGGCUGCAUUGCCCGCCCACCGCCGCGGUCCCCGCCGGCCUCUGUUCGUCCUUAA
This is a messenger RNA of Zingiber officinale, 1083 nucleotides long. Its product is annotated as leucine-rich repeat extensin-like protein 6. The record is from RefSeq and is a predicted model, not a curated record. The annotation marks the transcript as partial. Lineage: Eukaryota; Viridiplantae; Streptophyta; Magnoliopsida; Zingiberales; Zingiberaceae. The transcript has a single exon. Gene Ontology annotation, molecular function: protein binding.